This is a messenger RNA of Trichomonas vaginalis G3, 516 nucleotides long. RefSeq lists its product as uncharacterized. Bases 1 to 516 code for a protein of 171 amino acids. The transcript has a single exon. The record is from RefSeq and is a predicted model, not a curated record. Lineage: Eukaryota; Parabasalia; Trichomonadida; Trichomonadidae.
AUGCCAAGAAUCCAAGGUAAUAACGAAAAUAAAUUCCUUAGACUCAUGGUCACGCCCGAUGUUUAUAACGCAGAAAUCAUUAAUUGCGUUCCUGUCAGAAGACCCCUUGAUGUCCCUUCGACAAUCAUCAAAUUAGGCAAAGUUCUCUCGCAUUCGGGCUGCGUUUGCAAGACUACAAGAGGAUACGUCCUUAUUGAGUACAUGUCAAGCAACCAGGUCUUUGUUUCCAAAGUCUAUAACUAUCAAAAUGGAAUGCACGAGUUCAAUUUCAAGAAAUAUCACUUUAUCCUUGAUGAUGACAAACCACAGGAGCCAAAAGAAAAAUGCACUGUUCGCCAAUUCGCUGAAAAGAUGAUUGAGUACACCAAAAACAAACAAUUCGAUACUUUCAGCCACAAUUGCCAUCAUGCAAGAUAUGAUACAAUGAAUUUCUAUGGAAUGAAAUCUGAUAACCCAGAUGCUGGUAAAUUCAAUCUCUUCUAUCAAGGUUUCGUUGACUACUUCACCAAGAAAUAA